Messenger RNA from Gilbertella persicaria, 5483 nucleotides. RefSeq lists its product as uncharacterized. The transcript is spliced from 8 exons. The record is from RefSeq and is a predicted model, not a curated record. The coding region runs from base 93 to 5426 and encodes 1777 amino acids. Gene Ontology annotation, molecular function: phosphorelay sensor kinase activity; protein binding. NCBI's taxonomy places the organism in Eukaryota, Fungi, Mucoromycota, Mucoromycetes, Mucorales, Choanephoraceae. Gene Ontology annotation, biological process: phosphorylation; phosphorelay signal transduction system.
AUUUGUUUCUUUUUUUCUCUUUCUUUUUCACUAGAUGAAGUGGAUAUUGCUUAAUUUCUUUUUUAAAUAAUAAUUCAAAAAAAAAAAAAGAUAUGAAUAGUGAUCACUCUUCGUCUGCUACUUCACAAUACCAUGCUCAGCUCUAUUCUGGACAGAAACAAUUACAAAAAAAGCAUCAACAACAACAACAACAACAACAACAACAACAACAACAACAACAACAACAACAACAACAACAACAACAACAACAACAGCAUAACAAAUGUAAAUCCAAUAAGCCAACAUCAAUUAACUAUAAAUUACUUUCAUUUGAAGCCCCCAACUUGUAUAAUACAUCAUUAAAACUAACAAGUGAAAUUGAAAUUCAUGCUUGGUGGGAAUCUCUUGUUAGAAUAUUUUCAGGCAAUUCUUUCCAUGCUACCCGGAUUGCAUUGAGUAUUCCUCAAGACCCAAAUGACCCCUAUAAUGGUCCAUGGGGAUUAAAAGCUGUUUACAACAAGACUGGUUCGAUCAGUCGAGAAUCAGAUUCCUCGUCCAUCAAUCACAGUCUAAGCGAAGAUCAACAUUUUUCAGGCACUGAAGAUGAAACACACUAUGAUUAUUUUUUACAUAGCCAUGCUAUGCAUGAAACAGGCCCACGCCAUGUUCCUUGGUGUUUUGAACGCCUACAGCCAUUUGAAUCAGAACCUGAACCCUUGAUCAAUAAUCCCAGCGUGAAUCGGAUUCUGAAGAGAAAUGCACCUGUAGUACUCUCAAGAGAAUACCGCCGAAAAUCAUCUACAAAACGUCAAUUUGGCAGUGAAGAUUUGGGUCUUGAGAUAUUCAAAAGAGCCCUUUUAGAACAAACGGUUGAUAAAUCAAGAAAGACAAAUUGGUCUUUACCUAUCAUUACCACACCUUGCUUUAAAGAUGAGCCUUCUGAAAUCCUAGUCGAUGGUUCCUUCUUGUCGAAUGAUGAGAACAGUAGUGCGAAUGACAAUGCCAGUGAACACAAUCAAAGUGCAGCCAAUACACCUUCUGCCACCACCACUUUUCUUCAAGACUUUGAUGAAUAUGAACAACAACAACCCUCACCAUGGUCACAAUCACCUGCUCCUUCUCCAGCCAUUAUGGACCCUGAUAUCAACCCUUUCUUUCAGUCUCCACCUGAUAUUGAUGAUGAAGCAUUUAACCCAGUAUCACCUGAAUCUUAUGAUAAUACGUCUGUACCAUUUCCACCUCCCAUAUCCAAUGUACAUUCUGUUGUACAUGUACCUCUAUUUCAUCCUUCUGAUGUGAUUGAAUUCCAACAUCAACACCAGCAUCUAUCUACUACUAUUAAUACUAAUCAUUCCACUAAUACCAGCAUCAACAGAAAUAACCCAACACCUAUUGCCAUUUUGUCCUUUUUGGCACCUAUUGUCCCUUAUCCACCUGUCUUGCUGUCGAGUAUUGCAUCUCUUUCACCUUUUAUUGCUGCCAGUUUUACAAAUGCAAACCAAAACUCAAAAAACAAGAAACAAAACCAAUUCCAUCAUCGCACACAAGAAGAAGUAUUGCUUCAUUCAGACGAGGAUGGCACAAAGCAGCAUUCCGAUAUCGAUGGAGACGAUGAACACGACGAAGAAGAAGAUCAUGCUCAUCAUGAAGAGUUUGACUACUUCCAUCAGAUGGACAUAACACCUACUUAUCCAGAGCAUUUGAAAAGACCAGACCAUUUAGGCUGUAUGUCUAACUUUACACGUAGUUCAUUAGAGACCGUGACAGAACAACAACAGACACCUACUCAGUUAAGAAAAGAUUCAGCCAAUAGUGAUUUGUCCUCUUCUUAUGCUUCUACAUUCUCUAGUGUGCCAGCAAAUGAUCAAGAUGAAGCAAGACCCCUUGUGUCUCAACGAAAAAGAUCUUCACAGACGACAAUUGCUUCACCCAGAGAAAGAAAACCAAGUCGUUCUGGUUCUUCUUCUUCUUACAAGGCGCUUUCUCCUUCUUCUGUGGCUGUGAUGGAAGGAUGGGGUGCUGUUUCUCCAACGACAGGCCUGCCUAUCUCUGCUUCUAUUCCUCCUCAUAAUAUGUGCAGUAACAAGUAUUGUGCCAAACAGUGCCUUAAUCACCAUACUUCAUUUAUGGACACUGAUGAAGAUAUACUUACCAAGACAACAGAUACAGAAGAUGAGAGCAGAAUACUCUCUUUAGAAAGCCAUGAAGAUCAAGAUACAGACGAUGUCAAGAGUAUCAAACCAGCAGUUUUGAAAAAACCUUACCUUGUCAACAAAAGAAGACCCAAAAAGACCAAACGAUACAAGCGACGCUCGCUUACGAAAAAGUACUUUGAUGAUGAUGGUUUUCAUUACCAUAACCAGUCCAACAAAAAUAGUCGCAAUGGCAUUGAUCGCCUACUUGUGGCUCCUAAAUCCAGUCUGCUUCGUUUGAUUAUUGAUGGCAUUCCGAUUCAUGUCUUUACGUGUUCUACUGCUACAGGCCAAGUCACUUGGGUCAACAACCGUACAUUGCAAUACACCGGUCGAUCAUUGAAAGACCAUUUAGGAUCUCGCUGGUUGUCGCAUAUGCACCCUGACGAUCAGCCAGAAUGCAAAAAAGCUUGGGAAUUAUCUUUUGAGCAAGGCAAUGGAUUUGCUGGUGAAUACCGAUUAAGACGUUUUGAUGGUGCCUAUCGUUGUUUCUUGUGGCGCAUUGUACCUUUAAGAGAUUUAAAGGGUCGAAUUAUCCAUUGGUUUGGAACAUGUACGGAUAUUCAUGAUCAACGUGUAGCCAAAGAGAACAAUUUGCGUCAAAUGGAAAUUGAGAACAAUGAGCGCAAAUAUAGAUUACUUGCAGAGGCCAUUCCACAAAUUGUGUUUACACUUUCACCUCAAGUAGGCAUUACUUAUACCAAUGGAAAAUGGAAUAUGUAUUCAGGCAGAUCGUUUGAUCAGACCAUGGGACUUGGGUUUAUGUCGUGUGUGCAUGCAGAAGAUAGAACCAAACUCCAAUUACCUGAUUUACCUGCAUUAAAGAAUAAGGCAGGCAUAUCUUGGCAAUCUGAAGUACGUUUGUUGAGUGUGAGUGAUGAGUACCGUUGGUUUCUGGUAAAAUGUAUUUCUGUCGAUGAAUUGGAUACAGGGGAUAUUCGUUGGUUUGGUACCUGUACGGAUAUCAAUGAUCAUAAAUUACUGGAACAAAAACUCAAAGAAGCUCAUGAUGCAGCACAAAAAUCCACAGAGAGUAAAACUCGAUUCUUGUCCAACAUGUCGCAUGAAAUUCGUACACCCUUGAUUGGUAUUACAGGCAUGCUUAACUUCUUAUUGGAUACAGAAUUGACAGCAGAACAAAUGGAUUAUGUGCACACCAUUCAACAAUCAGCAGAAUCAUUGUUGGUGGUCAUUAAUGACAUUCUUGAUCUCAGUAAAGUGGAAGCAGGCAUGAUGACACUUGAAUGGGAACCUUUCAGUUUGAUUACCAUGAUUGAAGAUGCAAAUGAAUUACUGUCUACAUUAGCUAUUCAAAAGAAUUUAGAACUUAGUUUCUGGGUAGAUGAUGAUGUGCCUGAUGUAGUGACAGGUGAUCGUGUUCGAUUAAGACAAGUCUUACUUAAUUUGAUUGGUAACGCUAUCAAGUUUACAAGCGAAGGCGAAGUGUUUACAAAAUGUGUUGUUGAAAAGCAUGACAAAGAAGAAUCAGAACUGACAUUGCUGUUUGAGGUGGUUGAUACGGGUACUGGUUUUGAUGCAGCAGAAGAAUCUGUCAUGUUUAAACCUUUCUCUCAGGUUGAUAGUUCUAGUACAAGAAAGCAUGGUGGUAGUGGUCUAGGUCUCGUUAUUUCCCGACAACUAAUUGAACUUCAUGGUGGUAAAAUGAACUGCAAGAGUCAAAAGGGCAAAGGAUCUACCUUCUUCUUUACUGUCAAAUUUGGUAUUCCUACCUCACAAACAAAGCCUUUACCUCAAACACCUCAAAAUGAAACCAAUAAUGAUCCUUUUUUUAGAUCCAAUGGUUUCAAUAACAAUACCUCACUGAUGAUAGAAGACCGAAAGAAUGCCAUGCCCUAUGUCAAUACGAAAGACAAUCAGCCCUUAGAUAGCAACCAACGAUUUAUACCCAAGACAACGGAUAAUUCUUCUCCUGCCGAAAUUCUGCAAGAUGUAUUAAUGACAAAAGCAGCUGCUAUGCAACUUAAGCCUCCACCGGUUCGUAAUUCACCACCUACCGCCGUUGCGGCUGCUGUGGCUGCUGCUGCCACGGCUGCCACUUCUAUAGGUAACAAAGUACUCUUGUCUAAACUACCCUCAGAAACACCUGAACCUAAACCUGAAUCAGAAACACAUAAGAGAUCGACCGAAUUACGUAUUCCUACUAUUGGUGCAGGACCUGGUUUAUCUUCUUCUCAUGGUGUGAUUAUUUUACCUCCUCGAACACCUACGCAUGCAUCGCCCUUACGAGCGUUAGUGAUAUCUCAAUGGAAACACUCUCGCGAAUCCAUGGAAAAGCAUAUCAAGUCAAUCUUGGAUAGCAUUGUUCAUCAAGAAUGCGUCAAUGCAAACGGCACUCAUUAUCAUGUGGAUUCACUCACAAAUCAGAUUGAAGCAACAGAAUGGCUUUCAGAUCCGCACACACCACCCUACGAUUAUAUCAUGAUCAACUUGUCUUCUGAACAACAAAUCUUAUCCUUGACAAGAACUAUUUGUGGAUCAUUGCAGCAACAGAAAGCAAGUGUCUUAGUGGUGACAACACCUAUGCAACGUUCUUUGAUUACCGAAAGUGCUAAAGGUCGUGAAGAUCAAGUCAUUCCUCAAACCUGCGGAUUUGUAUUUAAGCCAUUAAAACGAACUAAACUAAGAUGGUACUUUGGUGUGCGUCAACAAGAGUCCAAAAUCAAUUCAAACGACAAGAACAAUCAUUGCUUGUCAGUCAAUAGUGCUGUAUCUACGCCUGACACACCUUACAGAAGAGCUGCUACUCAAAAAGAGAUAUUUAGAAAGAUGAAGUCUGAAGUAGGUGGUAAAGGUUAUCGUGUAUUGCUUGUAGAAGAUAACUUGGUGAAUCAAAAGGUGUUGACAAGAUAUUUAACUAGAGUAGGUCUUGAGGUCGAUGUGGCUGUUCAUGGUGGCGAAUGUUUAGAGCUAUAUCAUAAGCAUCCAAAAGACUAUUAUUGCCUGAUUUUAUGUGACCUCUUUAUGCCUGUCAAAGGUAAGUUUGUAUAUGCAUUCGACAUAAUGUGUAACGUAUUUGGAAUAGACGGGUAUGAGACGACACGUGAAAUUCGGGGAUGGGAAAAGACAAACCUUGGACCCAAUGAGAAACCAAAGCCUAUCGUUGCUUUGUCUGCCAAUGUCAUGAGCGACGUAGCCAACAAGUGUUUAGAAUGUGGAUUCUCCACUUAUAUUUCAAAGCCUGUUAAUUUUGCUAUUUUAAGCGAUGUCAUACGAGGUUAUUUAUUGGAUGAAUAAAAACAUUUAUCCGCUUAUUUUUGCAUUAUACACCAAUACAAUUCCCGAUCGGCUUCC